Molecule: messenger RNA, 957 nt
Organism: Amoebophrya sp. A120
Lineage: Eukaryota; Dinophyceae; Syndiniales; Amoebophryaceae
Source: the annotation of a GenBank genome assembly
GAGCAGUCUGUGACAUGGCCUCCGUUUCGCUAAUUCCGGAUGGGGCGGUAAGUACUUAUUUGAUUUUGUGAUAUUCAUAUUGAAGAAACUUGUGAUGUGGAUUGAGCACCAUCGUCAACCCGUCUGUGAUACGAAAAUCAGCAUGGCGAAUUAUCCUAUAAACAAUCGUAUCAAACAGAUCUUCGUUUCCCUUGGGCGUGGUUCGUGUGUGGACGAGCAGGCGUUGAUUCAAAAUGCACCUCUAUGAUGCGAAAAAUUACUAGCACACGUGACUUCUGCAUCGGUAUUUUUGUGAAGAAGCAGAAGUAGAUCUGUUCUGUAACAACUGUCGUACGAGGAUCUGUCAUGAAAACGUGACCUCCAAAGCGCAAGCAAUGCAAAGUUGUAGCUGUGACGGAAGACGCAGCAUCUUCGUUGAACUUCUGUUCUUCCCUCCAAAAUGUCGAAUUUCUCAUGCAAUAAAACCUGCAAGCUUCCCAACGCUUCUAUUGCUGCUCAUGCAUUACAAUUGACGUCUAGGCGGGGGAGUUCUUCGCUGCGCUCUUUCAUAGAUGGAGAUGCCCUAUGAACUGCAAAAGUAUCGUACUCGUAUAAAUGCAUUACAAAUUUUCCCAGCAUGAGAAAGAAAAUUUGUAAUGCUGAUUUGCCUUGACAAAGAAAUUUGUAAUGCAAGACCUGCAUUUAUACGAGUACGAUACUUUUGCACAGCAUAUGCCCUUCCUGAAGGACGCCCCGAACCGCCUGGCUCCGCUGCACGUGGAUGACAAGAGAAAGAAGAUGACGAAAGACGCAGCAUCUUCGUUGAACUUCUGUUCGUCCAUGAAAGUGGUGCACAACGAACUCGCUUUCUCCUCCAGUUUGUCAUGCAAAGAAACACAUCCAAGUCCGACCUUUUUCUCGUGGUGCUGCGUCUGCGGGUUUUUCUGUGUUUCAAGGUCAGAGCACAAACUCGGAUAG